Messenger RNA from Cantharellus anzutake, 1170 nucleotides. Its product is annotated as CAMK/CAMK1 protein kinase. Gene Ontology annotation, biological process: protein phosphorylation; cellular response to oxidative stress. The coding region runs from base 1 to 1170 and encodes 389 amino acids. NCBI's taxonomy places the organism in Eukaryota, Fungi, Basidiomycota, Agaricomycetes, Cantharellales, Hydnaceae. The transcript has 12 exons. The record is from RefSeq and is a predicted model, not a curated record. Gene Ontology annotation, molecular function: calmodulin binding; calcium/calmodulin-dependent protein kinase activity; ATP binding.
AUGGCACCACAACCUCAACCCGUUCCAUGCCAGUACCGGACUGGAAAGACUCUCGGUAGUGGCACAUAUGCCGUGGUUAAGGAAGCGGUUCACGUAAAGACUGGAAAAUACUAUGCAUGCAAGGUGAUCAGCAAGAAAUUGAUGGAGGGACGUGAACAUAUGGUUCGAAAUGAGAUCGCUGUCCUCAAAAAGGUUUCAAGUGGACAUCGCAAUAUCGUGACAUUGUACGAUUAUUUUGAGACUGCCCACAACCUCUACCUUUGCUUCGAUUUAUGCACGGGAGGCGAGUUGUUCGACCGUAUCUGCGCCAAAGGCCAAUACUAUGAACUUGAUGCCGCCGAACUUUAUAUUCACGACGCGGGGAUCGUACACCGGGACCUCAAGCCCGAGAACCUCCUCUUCCGUACCAAGGCCGAGGAUGCAGAUAUUAUGAUCGCAGACUUCGGGCUGAGUCGUGUCAUGGACGAGAAGAAACAUGCGUUGUUAACUGAGAUAUGCGGCACUCCAGGAUACAUGGCUCCAGAAAUAUUCAAGAAGAUCGGCCAUGGAAAACCGGUUGACAUAUGGGCCAUGGGGGUCAUUACCUAUUUCUUGCUUUGUGGUUAUACACCAUUCGAUCGUGACAACCAACAGCAGGAAAUCAACGCGAUAAUCGCUGGUGACUACAAAUUCGAACCAGAACAAUACUGGGAGGGUGUCUCCGAGACGGCUCGAGAUUUUGUUCGGACAUGUCUUACUAUCGAUCCAACAAGGCGUCCUACAGCGAAGGAGGCCCUCCUGCACCCUUGGCUGUCUUCUACAACACCCCACUUCGUACCAGAUCCUCAGAGCGUCGCUGGGACACCCACCGAUCUGCUUCCUCAGAUCAAGAAAGCGUUCGAUGCCAGAAAGACUUUCCGGAAAGCCGUCUUUAGCAUGAUGGCGGUUCGAAGGAUGUCCGCCACGGCGGCUCAGACCAAUCAGCUUGCGAAUGAGCUCGCAGCCUAUAAACUUUCGGCAGAGGCGGAACAAACGCAUGCGGAUUCCGAAGUCAUUUUCCACCACAUGACGCAUGGUGACGAGAAAGACCAGCCACCGCCUGACAGCCCUCCGAAAAAAGGAGAGAUCUCCCCUUCCAUAGAGACCGGCUCAGCGUCCCUGAGCGCAACUGCCAAUGGACCCACGAAGUGA